AUCCCCUAGUUACGGCCUCCUACUCGCGCCCGGCUCUGUGAGGUGCUCUCCGCCUCGCUUGGUUAUUGAAUCUCCGGUCUCCGUUCACGGUGUCCGCCAUGGCUUCCAGUCCCAGCGUCUUCUUGCUGAACGUUACCGGGCAGAUUGAGAGCGCCGAGUUUCCAGAAUUUGACGAGCUCUACUGCAAGUACUGCUUUUUCUACGGGCACGACUGGGCCCCGACCUCGGGGAUUGAAGAAGGCAUAUCUCAGAUCACCUCCAAAAACCAAAGUGCGCAGCAGACCCUAGUAUGGAAUUUCCCAAUCGAGAUCACUUUUAAAAGCACCAACCCGUUUGGCUGGCCGCAGAUCGUGUUGAGUGUCUAUGGGCCGGACGUCUUUGGGAAUGAUGUGGUGAGGGGAUACGGUGCGGUUCAUCUACCGUUUACACCUGGCAGACAUAAAAAAACGAUCCCCAUGUUUGUUCCGGAGUCCUCGUCCAAGCUACAAAAGUUCACGAGCUGGUUUAUGGGUCGUCGGCCAGAAUUCACAGACCCGAAGGUCGUGGCCCAAGGAGAAGGUCGAGAAGUCACCCGAGUCCGUUCACAAGGAUUUCUGACCGUCGCCUUCAACGUUGUGACCAAAGACCUCAAUAAAUUGGGCUACAAUAACAUUUCUCCUGCUUCUCAAACCUCUGCGAUCGUUCCAAAACCAUAGGAAAUGCAC
Spea bombifrons (plains spadefoot toad) is the source of this 704-nucleotide messenger RNA. It is a transcript of the gene B9D1, whose product is annotated as B9 domain containing 1. Gene Ontology annotation, cellular component: MKS complex. The transcript has 7 exons. The coding region runs from base 99 to 695 and encodes 198 amino acids. NCBI's taxonomy places the organism in Eukaryota, Metazoa, Chordata, Amphibia, Anura, Pelobatidae. The record is from RefSeq and is a predicted model, not a curated record. Gene Ontology annotation, biological process: cilium assembly.